AUGCAAGCUAAUACUACUAAUCUUGAGAAUUGUAAGGAAGUAAUUCCUAACUCUAUCUCCCAUUUAACUAUUGUUUCUAGUAAAGUUGUUGAUCAAAAUAUUGAGGCUCAGCUAAAUAAUGUUUCUUCUUAUGUGGUUCCUCUCUUGGAGGAUGUUGUGAUUAAUAAUUUGAUGCAAGCGAUUGUUACUCAUCACAGUUUCUCUCAAUUUGAGGUUGAGAAGAUAAGGGAUGUUGAGGUUCGCAAUAAAACUUAUAUGGCAGGUGAUGUUUUCUAUGAGGAAAGAGAUAUGGCAUUUACUAAGGAGCACUCAGGUAUGGGUAAUGAGAGUAAUUUUCUUUUGAAUACUAAUUACAAUAGUGAUGCUUUUACUGAUAAUGAGGACAUGAACAUUUUGGCUAAAUGUUAUGCUAGAGAUGAUAAUGAUACAAGUUUUUCUAAGGGUCUUGUUGCAUUAACUGAUACUUCAAUGAUUGGUCUUUCAAUCAAGAAACACAAUCCACCAUUCAAGAUUCUAUUCAUGGCAAGAAAUGAGCCUUUGUAUGCUCUUAAGCUUCCACCUUCACUCUUGUAUUCAUUAUUGCGUUUGUUUAGGAUUCUUAGUGAAUUUUUUGUUUCUCUUGAGCUCAGGCGAGGCGGCGGGCUGCCAGGUCGAUCCCUCAAGGUGCCUGGUGCAGUCGUGCGGCUGGAUUGGAUCGAGGAGAGCGUGCCAGAUUGGGUCAAGACGUGUAGUCUAGGGCUCGACUGCUCAAGGCAGCGUCACAGCGCGCCCAAUUUGGCCGGCGGGAUUGCUGUGAGAAAACAGUCUUAUAUCUGCUUACAUGAUGUUUUACAGAAUUUUCAAGGAUAUACAAUAUUGUUAUUAGCAAGUGAUGGGAUUACCUCUGCAAUACUCCUACUAAUUCAGCUGCCGGGGAAGACCAAAGGAGGUAGAGAAGUUCUAUAUAUUUUAAAUGCUUUAAAGGACUGCAUUGACCUGAUUUCAAUAAAAUUUACAAACAUUAUUCUGAAAUACUGCAAAUACUUCUUGGAUUUGCGACAAUUAAGCGUCACUAGGAGUAUUAUGGAGAUUUUGCAGACUUUAUGUUCUAGACAAGCUUCAAACUUUUCUCCUGAGUUCUUACUCGAACUAUUGUGCUCCUUGGCGCACUUUAUACCUAAAAAAGAGAAAUCAGCUGAUGGCUUGGCAUCUGUAGCACGCCUGCUAAAUUUGGGAACCAAAAGUGUAUUUAGUUUAAGGAAUAUGUGUGUUGUGAAGCUUCCAAUAAUCUUUAAUUCCCUUGGAGAAAUUUUGGCUGGUGAGCAUGAGGAAGCUAUUUUUGCUGCGACAGAGGCACUGAAGAGUUUAAUAUAUUCUUGCCUUGAUGAGAAUUUGAUCAAGCAAGGAAUUGAACAGAUAAACCUGAAUCAUGGAGGAGGAUUAAGGAAGUCUGGUCCCACAAUCAUUGAAAAGAUAUGUGCUAUUAUAGAAGGCUUUCUUGAUUUCAGGUACAAUGCAGUGUGGGAUGUGGGUUUUAAGGUCAUUGCUGCAUUUGAUCAACUAGGGAGACAUUCAGCAGAGCUGAUGGCGGGAGUAAUGAGGAAUCUUGCUGAUAUACAAAGCUAUCCUGCUGAUGAAAUUUCUUAUAAAAAGCAAUUUCAUGAAUGCCUUGGCUCAGCACUUGCUGCGAUGGGCCCUGAGAAAUUUCUAUGCUUGUUGCCACUCAAUCUAGACGCAGAAGAUGUUACUGAUUGGAAUGUGUGGGUACUUCCUAUUUUAAAGCAAUACACAGUUGGCGCUGAAUUGCAUUUCUUUUCUCAGUACAUUUUGGAUAUGGUCAGCCUUUUAAAGCAGAAAUCACUGAAGCUGGAGAGAGAUGGACGCAUUUUCUCAGCUCGUAAUAUAGAAGGCCUUAUAUAUUCCUUGUGGUCCCUAUUCCCUUCCUUUUGCAACUAUCCAGUUGAUGCAAAUACUAGUUUUAAAGAAAUUCAAUACAUAUUGUGCAACACGCUCCGUCAGGAAUCUGAACUGCAUGGGAUCAUCUGUUCGGGUCUCCAGAUUCUCAUUCAACAAAAUAAAAGUGCAUCCCAGGAAAGAUUUGCAAUGUCAGAUGAGGAGCUAAGUUUUCCCGUGAGGAAAGCUAAGGAAAUUUACACAGCAAAUUUUGCACGGGAAAACUUAAACAUUUUGGGAUCAUCUUCUAAAUUUUUGUCAGUUUUGUCAGAGGUUUUCUUGGAAGCGCCAAAUGAUAGUGGUGGAUGCUUGCAGUCCACUAUCCAUUUGUUCGCCUCUAUAUCAGAUAGAGCAACUGUAAAAAAAAUCUUCAGAAAAAAUAUGAUAGAGCUACUUAAAGUAACCAAAAAAGUUAUCAAAUUAAAGGAAUCUAAGGAAUCAUCUUCCAUGCAAGUUGACAAUUUACCCGAUGAAGCUUCUUUGACACGUGCAAGGGCUCUUAGGCUAGAAUUGGCUGCUAUGCUUGUCUCCGGUUUGGAUGAAGAAGAGAUUGAUCUGCUAUUCAGUGCUACUAAACCCGCACUCCAGGAUGAAGAAGGGCUUAUGCAGAAAAAAGCAUAUAAAAUUCUUUCAAUUAUUCUUAAGGAGUCUAAUGGAUUUUUGUCAAAUAAGUUGGAUGAGUUGCUUCAGUUGAUCAUCACGGCAACUGCAUCUUGUCAUUUUUCUGCAAAACGCCACCGUCUUGACUGCUUAUAUUAUGUAAUUGUUCAUAUUUCUAAGGAAACACCAUCAGAGCAAAGGAUGAGGGAAUUCAUUAGUGCAUUUUUAACAGAAAUACUGCUUUCCUUGAAAGAGACAAAUAAAAAAACUAGAAAUAAAGCAUAUGAUUUGUUGGUCGAAAUCGGACAUGCAUGCAGGGAUGAAGAGCGUGGUGGUAAAACAGAAAACCUGCACCAACUUUUUAGUAUGGUUGCUGGAGGUCUGAUUAGUGAAAGACCACAUAUGGUCAGUGCUGCUAUCAAAGGUCUAGCUCGCUUGGCAUAUGAGUUUUCUGAUCUCAUAAGUUCGGCCUACAAGUUGCUCCCAUCUUCCUUUCUCCUAUUACAGAGGAAAAAUCGUGAAAUAGUCAAAGCUAAUUUAGGUUUGAUCAAAGUAUUGGUUGCAAAAUCUAAAGCUGAUGGUUUGGAAACACAUUUGAAGGGUAUAAUUGAAGGUUUGUUGAAAUGGAGAGAUGAGACUAAAAAUCAAUUUAAAGCAAAGAUUAAAUCUCUUAUUGAGAUGCUUGUGAGUAAAUGUGGUGUAAAUGCUGUUAAGGCAGUAAUGCCUGAAGAACACCUUAAACUUCUCAAAAACAUUCGCAAGAUUAAGGAGCGAAAAGAAAGGAAAGGUAAAUCUCAGGAAGAUAUUAAUUCGUUGUACUCAAGAACAAGUGUUUCCAGGCACAGUAGAUGGAAUCAUACCCGCAUAUUUUCUGAUGUUGGAGAUGAGGAUGGAGGGGAAGGAAGUGAUAUUGAAAAUGGAGUAGCACGCACCAGGACCUCUUUUCAUGCUUCCAGAGCUUCAUUAAGUUCCAGCCGAAUGCGCAAGUUAUUUAUUAAGAAGAGCUUGCCAGAAGACUUUCUAGAUCAGUCAGAUGUUGAUCCACUCGACUUAUUGGAUCGAAGGACGACCAGAUCGAUUCUUCUGUCGACAUCAAAGCCCAAUAGGAAAGUGGAAGCUUGCGACGACGAGCCAGAAAUGGAUAAUGAUGGCCGUCUCAUUGUUCGCGAUGAUUGUGUCAAACCCAAGCAGCAGAGAAAUUCUUCAGAUCCUGUUUCUGAUACAAGAAGCUUAACAAGUAGCCGCAUGUCAAGAAAAUCUUUAUUGAGCUCCCAGAGGAAGCGCCAGAAGACGGAGUCUGGUUGGUCUUACACAGGUGUUGAAUACACCAGCAAAAAAGCUGGUGGUGAUUUGAGGAAGAAAGGCAAGCUGGAGCCCUAUGCGUAUUGGCCUCUUGAUCGCAAGCUUCUCAACCGAAGAGUGGAUCGAAAAGCUGUAGCUCGCAAGGGCAUGGCCAGUGUCAUGGUGAGAAAAGAUCUUAAAAGGCUUGAAGGAAAGAGUGCUUCCAGGGCACUGGCAGUAACUCCUAAGAGGAGAAGGGGCAAAAAGUAAGUUGUGAUGAUUUGGUAUAUUUUGUCAAUCAAAGCAGUUGCGUGCUGCUGUUUUAUAUUAGUUAUAGGAUGUUGAUUCUUGGCAUGAUCUAAUUGAGCUAUUUUGGGUUAUUUUAAGCUC
This is a messenger RNA of Dendrobium catenatum, 4203 nucleotides long. RefSeq names its product RRP12-like protein. The record is from RefSeq and is a predicted model, not a curated record. Lineage: Eukaryota; Viridiplantae; Streptophyta; Magnoliopsida; Asparagales; Orchidaceae.